Molecule: messenger RNA, 1131 nt
Organism: Penicillium cinerascens
Lineage: Eukaryota; Fungi; Ascomycota; Eurotiomycetes; Eurotiales; Aspergillaceae
Product: Clavaminate synthase-like protein
Exons: 3
Coding region: 1-1131 (376 amino acids)
Biological process (GO): carnitine biosynthetic process
Cellular component (GO): mitochondrion
Molecular function (GO): oxidoreductase activity
Source: RefSeq, a predicted model, not a curated record
AUGGCUGCUGUCUGCGAAGGUUCAUCCACUUGCUUGAAACUUUCCUGCGAAUUGCCGAAUUCUUCUAUCAUUCUUGUGACAGUUGUGUUGCCCCCUGAUCUGGGAGAAUACCAGAAGCUACACCGUGCCGCAGGUCUGGCCCCCCCCCUCGCUCGGUUCGCACCCAAAUACGAUGAGGGUCAAUGCCCCGUUUGUCGCGUCACCGACAGAUGGCGAGAAGGCUGGCAGGUCGACUCUCUUCGUAUCCCAGAAGUUUCAUACGAUGAUAUCUUCGAUGACAAGGACCAGGUCAAGAUGAAUGAAGUGUAUCUCACGAUUUUUGAUCACUUGUUGCACCCAAGCUCGUCUGGUCUGAUCAAGAUCACGAACAUGCCACCACCGAACUUCGAAGAUGAGCUGAAUCAUGUCGACAAUUUGAUCACGUUGAUUCUUAAGAAGCUAUUUGGUUCAGUUUUUGUCCACCCAACUCGUGGAAACGACAAGUCCUUCAACGUGUCUUCACGCGCCGCCGAGGCAGAGAAGCGCAAGGAGCUACCCAACUAUGACACCGACCAGGGUACCAGUGAGAAUACUUUUGUUUCUGUGCCCGCCUCGCUUGAAACUCUGAAGCAGGAAGCGCCGGAACUGUAUGAGUCUCUGUUGAACACGCCGAUGGCGCUUGGACGCGUUUCCGGUUUCUACGGCCAGGAUGUAUAUCAGAUGACUGUCGAUACAGCUGUUUCAAUGGUACCCGGCACCAAGGACUUCAAGCGCAUUCGAUGGCAUCCUAAUUUCAUCGCUAACAUCCUUGGGCCAUACGAUGGGUAUUUGGAGGCUCGGCGCGCACAGCAGAAAUUUCUCGAGAUCAUGCGUCGUCCAACACACCAGCUUAGCCUCAAACUUUCUCCGGGCGAUAUGUUCAUCUGGGAUAACUACCGUGUACUUCAUGGACGUGAGAAGGUUCAUGACACUCCACGCACCGGUGUUGGCCAGACUGUUUCCGAGCAGGUCGUUCACGACAAUUACAGAGCCCUAGUGAUUGAGUUGCUCCGUGAUCGAAUCAAUGAUCAGUGGUUGGUGCACUUGCCCAUGCACCAGUUGAGAGAGGUACUGCGGUUGUUCCAGGAGGAACGCUAUAGCCCCGCCAGUUGA